GGGGUGUGGCGACUCUCGAGUAAAAGCACAGCUCACUGAAGGAGUUUUGAAACUUGCCAAAUUUGUUUUAGGAGUUUAACUUUACGCUGGCGCUCUGGCACUUAGCUCAAUCGGCUAUUUUUCUUUAAUGUCUAUUAAAGAAGCGUGGCGCGGCUAGCCUAGAAUUUGCGCAGAACCGGAGAAAAUACACGGGAGUUUUGAUGCUGAAGGGACUCCCGAGAAAACGAGCUCUUGUAGGUGUAAACCUCUUCGCAGGCUGUUUUUUUUUUCUUUCUCUUGAUAUCCUAGUCACAAUUCGGUUUCAGAAGCUCGGUUUACUUUGUGUCUGGAGCACCGAUGAUGCAAGCACGCUACCCGGUGUCGGAUCCCAACGCUCUGGGGGUCGUGCCUUACCUGAGCGAGCAGAGCUACUACCGGACAGCCAGCAGUUAUGGUAACAUGCCCACUCCAAUGAGCGUGUAUUCGGGCCAUGAGCAGUACACUACCGGCAUGACAAGAUCCUAUGGACCUUACCAUCACCAGCAGACUGCUCCCAAGGACUUGGUUAAGCCUCCGUAUAGCUACAUCGCUCUGAUUACAAUGGCAAUCCAAAAUGCUCCCGAUAAGAAAAUCACACUCAAUGGAAUUUAUCAGUUUAUCAUGGAUCGCUUCCCUUUCUACCGUGAAAAUAAACAGGGCUGGCAGAACAGCAUACGUCACAACUUAUCCCUGAACGAGUGUUUCGUGAAAGUGCCCCGGGAUGAUAAAAAGCCUGGGAAAGGGAGCUAUUGGAGUUUGGACCCGGACUCGUACAACAUGUUCGAAAACGGCAGCUUUCUCAGGCGACGAAGGCGGUUCAAGAAAAAGGAUUCUGGCCGGGAGAAAGAUGAGCGCAGCACCCAGCCCAAGGAGCACGGCAAAAUCCAGGGUCCCGCCACGAAAGCCGAGGUGCCCUCUAAAGAGACCCCCGUGGAAAAGAAGAUAGUGAUCAAGAGCGAGGCCUCCUCUCCAGAUAUACCUGUCAUAACGAAAAUGGAGACCAUGAGCCCCGACGGCGGCAGCGUGAUGCAGGACAGCCCGAGAAGCAUGGCUUCCACCCCGUCCGUGUCCACCGAGAGCUCCAUACCGGACCACCACACGUCCAGCAGCGGCCUUUCGGGAUUCAGCGUUGAGAACAUCAUGACUUUAAGGUCCUCUCCCCAGGGGGACCUGAGCCCAGUGUCAUCGAGCAGGACCGGUAUGGUGCCCUCCCUCUCCCUCAGCUACCCUCAGACACAGUCCUCAAUUUAUAGCCAGGCUUGCACGCAAGGCAUGGAUUCUAACGCGGGAUACCAGUGUAGCAUGCGGGCCAUGAGCUUGUACACAGGUGAGCGCCAUGGACACAUGUGCGUGCCGGCUACUUUAGAGGAAGCCUCGGAUCAUCACAGCGGAGCGACUUCACCGCUGGGCUCCGUGAACCUCGCUGCCAACCAGGAGGGCGUCCUCGCCAACAGUCAUCACCAGCAGCCCGGCGUCGGCGGGCAGACAGCCUCGUGGUAUCUGAACCACGGAGGGGAUCUAAAUCACCUUUCGGGACACGGUUUUGGCAACCAGCAACAGACAUUCCCCAAUGUUCGGGAUAUGUUCAACCCCCAUCGGCUCGGAAUCGAGAGCUCAGCCCUCAGCGAACACCAGGUGAGCGGCAACCCGAGCUGUCAGAUCCCUUACAGAUCCGCUUCUUCCAUUUACCGGCACAACAGCCCAUACGCGUAUGACUGUACGAAGUAUUGAUUAAAGACCAAAACGUUUGGGUCCGUAUUGGGAAUCUCUAAACUGUGAACAAAAUCUGCACACAGGAAUUAUGGAAACUUCCAAUGAGUGGACACGCGUAAGAAAAAGAUUUAAACAAAUGUAUGUAGUGUGUUUUCUGGCGAGCGCACAUGUUUGCUCCAAGGAUAAGUACUUGAAUAAUAUGUUUUUACAGAGGGGAAUAUCUGUGACAGAAGUAAGUUAUGGACCAAAAGUGUGUCAAAGUGUUUUACAGUUCUGCAUUUAACAUCUUUGUGUGCCUUUCCUUUAACAAUGACUUCUUCCAUCUUAUUAUGUUUUCUGAGUCUCAAAUUACAAAUUGGAAUGAUACUGGCGUUAUUACCUUAUUUAAAGUUGAGUUCACUGGAUUUUGUUUUGUUUUUAAACAUAACCCAAAUUUAUUUUAGUUCCCGAUCUCGUCUGUUGCUUUUAUCCCCUAAAAUAUUUCUUCUUGUUAUGCUCAGUGUGUGGUUUUGUAAACCAAAUAACUAAUUUAUUUGUGAAUACGAAUUUACGAAUUUCCACCGAAUACACCUUUUUCCCCCUUUUUUCUCUCUGGUGUUUUUCAGUAUCCCAACCAUUCCUUUUCAUUUUUACAAGUGACAUUUGUAAAUACGUUGAAAAUAAAUAUUUUUCUUUUGCUUGAGAAAAUGUCCCCCUACCUUUUCCAACAAAAUGAAUUCAAAGAAAGAUAUACAAAACCAUUGUAGAUCAUGUUUAUAAAAGCGCCUGAAGGAGUUUGCUUGAAAAAAUUAAAGCAUUCGAUUUCUUCACAUGUUAUGGUAGACUAGAUGAAGUAGGUUUAUCUUCUACGAAUGAAAAAAAAUACAUUAAAAAGGAAAACGACGAUGUCAUUUUUCUCUAAAACGUUUAAUUUUGUAUGAAGCCUAUGCUUUGGAUUUUCAUUACACUGAAGAGAACUGUGAUGGACUGGUGUGUUUUCACACUGUCAGCCAAAGGCCACUAUGUUAAGUGUUUAUCUGGCAUAUAAUUUGAAUUUCUCUGACAUUCUAAGCAGAAGAUUUCCUAAUAAUACAACUUUCCAUGUUCAUCAGUAACAAUACAUAAAUAUUUUACAAUGUCAAUGUUAAAUAGAAGCAAUGAUAAGCCGGAAUCCUAAACUUAAAUAAUAACUAUAAUUUUAAGUCUUUAGAAAUAUAAUUGAAUUAAAACACGUACAAUGCACUUCUGCGUACUGUUAGGUCUUAAAAAUAAAGCCGACAGAAGAACGGAGUAUUGAUAAUCCUUUAAAAUUGUGAUCUGGGUUCUUCCAGCCUUUAACAAUUGAUGUACUAGAAUCCCAAAAGGUAAGUUAAGAUCACAAAACCCAAAAUAUAGAGUAUGUCAUUUUUUUAACAGCUAACUAUUGGAUAUAGUUUUACAACAAUUUGGGCACGUUAUUAAACUGUUUGGUAUAUAAUGCUUAACAACAAAUAAUAAUCAACUAAUAGCAAUAUGAUAAAACAUUAGCUUUUUUUUUAACCGAAGCUUUGCUUGAUGGUCUGUUUCUGUCGUAGCCUAAAAACAGACAUGGAAAACAUAUCGGAAAAGUACAUAUUAAACAUACAUGAAGAGGACAGAAACGCAACGUGAAUGUCUCCGAUGUCCGACUUUCUAUAGAUGUUAAAUAACAGGUUGCUUUUUAACGUUGACGCCUGUCGAAUAUUCUUUGUACUUCAGCAUUUUGUCAUUCAGGAUUUCAGGAUUAAACGGUCCAUGCUUUAUUCCCAGUCCCCUCAAAUUCCCACCUUAAUAACUGCUAAAUGUUAAUAAGGACAUUUACGUUGUGUCAAUACGCCACCUUCGUUUUUCACGUUUUUACAUUUUAUGUGCCCGAUUGUGUCAUCAGUUUUAUACAUUUAACGUGCACCUAUUAGAAACUCAAGAUGCGUUUCCCUUCAAGUCAUCAGUAACGUUCUAGCUGAAAUUUCGCAUUUACUCUCGUUUCCUCUGCAGACGUUUAAAAAUCGCUGUUCAAGAUACGAAAUGCAAAAAAAAAACAUUUCAGAGGAAACAUCACUGUAUCAUUAUCUCGAUCUUUAUUGUUUAUCGCUUUGUUUGCGAAAAGUAAAGAGGUGAAAGACCAAGAAAUAUUUUACGCUGCGACAAUCCAUCUUGCUUUGGCAGUAUCUGUUUUGCAGUUGCUCGGCAGAAGUCAGUUAGCCGUCUCCGGUUACAGACCUCUCUAACAAUUAACCCAAUCCUCAAGACAGCUGCUCAAAAGAUUUAUAGCUGUUAAAACGCCAGUUUUAAUAAAAACGUUUACUCGUUAUGCCACUGGCAUAGAAAAGCGACCAAGAAAAAAUCAAAACCCUUUUCGGGCACAUCUGAGCACCUCUGAGCCAGACACCCACAGAUGUGUGAUUUACAAAUGUCAUUAAAACGCCAUGCAGUUUCAUCAUUAAGCAAGGUAUUUGGCUUACAACGACGGUGCCCUUACCUAUAUUUGUGUGUUUGUACUUUUUAUAUGGGAAAGGUUCACAAUGUUCCCAUAAUACAAAAAUAAAUUAAUGAAUGUAUUCUUAUAUGUAACAUUACCUUUCUCUCUAUAUAUAAGCCUCCUAAUGAUGUCUGUAAAGUCACACUCUUCGCCAUGUCGAAAGUAGCCGGAAUAAACUGUUGGAACAUUUAGUUUACAACCUGAA
Lepisosteus oculatus (spotted gar) is the source of this 4412-nucleotide messenger RNA. Its product is annotated as forkhead box protein C2. The record is from RefSeq and is a predicted model, not a curated record. Gene Ontology annotation, molecular function: DNA-binding transcription factor activity, RNA polymerase II-specific; RNA polymerase II cis-regulatory region sequence-specific DNA binding. Lineage: Eukaryota; Metazoa; Chordata; Actinopteri; Semionotiformes; Lepisosteidae. Gene Ontology annotation, biological process: cell differentiation; anatomical structure morphogenesis; regulation of transcription by RNA polymerase II.